AUGGUGGCAGUUAAGAAGACGAGAGAGUCAUCUGUCCAGGUGAAGGGUUCUUCUAUAACGUCAGUGGCAGAUCCCAAGGUGGACAAGUCCAGCCCUGCAUGGGAUGCAGACGUGUCUGAUCUGCUGACGAUAAACCUCCUGUCAAGCCCGUUUGUUUGCUUCAAGCUGGUUGAUCAUAUCCAUCAGGCUGGUGAUCUUGAGACAGUCUCAACUCUUGCUGCUGAAACUAUCCGAAACUCGUCUGCUGUUGCCUCUUCUUCUGCUAUUGACUUGGUUAGUCGAAAAGAUGCUUACUUCCGUCUUGAGCGCAAGAAUGCUGACGUCUCCUUUAGUUUUGACAAGCUUCUGGCUAGAUUUGGCGCCUACAACAAGUCUGAUGAAAAGUCCUAG
Molecule: messenger RNA, 390 nt
Organism: Prunus armeniaca (apricot)
Lineage: Eukaryota; Viridiplantae; Streptophyta; Magnoliopsida; Rosales; Rosaceae
Source: the annotation of a GenBank genome assembly